This is a messenger RNA of Elaeis guineensis (African oil palm), 8423 nucleotides long. The record is from RefSeq and is a predicted model, not a curated record. NCBI's taxonomy places the organism in Eukaryota, Viridiplantae, Streptophyta, Magnoliopsida, Arecales, Arecaceae.
AAAAUAAAAAAAAGCUUGGUUUGGAAAUGGCGAUGAUUUGAUUGAUAAUGUAUCCAUACCGAGAAUCUUAUGUAAAUACGAACACUAAACCCUAGCCAUCGUCCAAGCUUUCCCAUUCGGCCACCGCUCCAAGCCUUCCAUCCGAUUGAGACUCCUGAGUAUCAAAAAAAAAAAAAAAAAAAGAAGAAAAAUCGGGGGAGAACAUAGGAAAAAUCAACGAAAACAAAGGAAGACGGAAAAAUUAGAAGAUUGCAAAUUUUGCGGGUAUCCUAUCCAUUGCCAUCCAGCUCUCCAGUCUCAAUUCGGCACCCACGCCCCUAUUUCACCCGGAAGCCUAACGCUAAACCAGCGAGAGAUGAUGGAGGAAGCGGAGAUCAUCAUGAAGAUGAUAAUGCGAAGCUCCUAAGAAAUCUUUCUGAUCUUCCUCUUUCCCGAAAUCUGACUCCAUUUCUUCGAUUCUUUGCGGACGGUAGGCAUCCCGGCCGCCCCAUCCCGUUUAUAUGAGAAAAUGGUAUUCGUACGGAAUCUGGACUCCAAAACCCAUUCAUGCAUGGAGAGAGGAAGAAAGAGGAAAGAAAGGAAAGAUAAAGAAAAGGAAAAAAAUAAAAGGAAAGAAGAAGAAAAAUAAAAAAAGAAAGGAACGGAGAUGAAAAAGAAAGAAAAAAGAAAGUAAAGAAAGAAAGGUAGAGGAAAAAAGAAAAGAAGGAAGAAAGAGAAAAAAAGAAAGAAAGGAAAGUAGAAGGGGAGAAAGAUGGAGGAUAUCCACCAGGAUGCAUGAUUGGGAUGGUUGUUGGGACGGGAUAACGAGGUAAUCCGUUCCAUGGAGAAACCGAGACACCUUUGUCCUACGGGAUUUAAAACCUUGCUUUUACAUAGAAUGAAGUGGCACAAUUGUUUGUUUCAUAGUUUGGGAAAAGGCUAGAUGAUGAUGAUAAACUUAUAUACAAUGAAGAAGCUCCUAGUUGUGGGAUGAUCCUUGGUUUAAAGGAAUGGUUAAUGGAACAUCUGGGUGGUGAACUUUCUUAAUAUUGAUAGAUAUAAGUACCAUUGCUAAUCUCCUCCUAGAAAGGAGAGAGAAAGGAAGGUUAUGUCUAUCUAGAGUUAAAGAAGAGAGAAUGGGCCGCCCGGAGCCAUGUCUCUUAUUUGCUCAAUCAUUUGUUCACUCUCAGCUUGAUGAAUAUGUUGAUGAGGUGCUUUUUGCGGAACCUGUUGUCAUAACUGCUUGUGAGUUUCUUGAGCAGAAUGCUUCUCCAUCUACCCCAAACUUAUCACUUGUUGGUGCUACAUCCCCUCCUUCAUUUGCUUUGGAGGUUUUUGUCCACUGUGAAGGGGAGGCACGAUUUAGGCGUCUUUGCCAGCCUUUCCUCUACUCACAUUCUUCAUCAAAUGUUUUGGAAGUUGAGAGGUGGCCAUCGUUAGGGCCUAGCUGCCUAGUCCGCUCUCAUAUGCUGUUUGACUUCUUAGGGAGCGUCAAAGCAGGUAACAGAGACCAGGCUAUAGUUACGAAUCAUUUGGUAUUUAGGGGAUGUUAUCGUGGUCUUACUCUUGUUGUUUAUGGAAACACUGCUGAAGAUCUUGGACAAUUUAACAUAGAAUUUGAUCUUGAUACUUCUUUGGCAAAUGUGGUUUUUUCUCCAUCAGAGGCGAAGCUUGAAGACCUACCACCAGCUUUGCACUCGGCUAAGAUGACAUUCAAGGAAUCCAUAUCUUCCCUGAAGUCCUUGAAUUUUCUUUUUCCGGUGUUUGACAUUCCAGCAGAAAUGAAACAGUUUUUGCUUUUAGCUAUUAAGAUUUGUCAAGUUUCUGAUCAUGAGAACACAAUUUCUAAAUUAACAAGUUCUGUUGUAUCAGCUGUUUGUUCAUAUGCCACUGGUAACAAUAACAGCUUCCCAGUCUAUUGGGACCAACAGUUGCUGAAUGGGUUCAACAAUAGUAGAAAAGUUUCCCAGCAAUUUAUUAAUGUUCUUUCUGAGGCUAGAAAAGAGCUUGUUGAACUCUAUGAAAGCCAUCCUGUAAUGAGGGUUGCUCAGUCAAUGGAAGAUGAAAUUACUCUCGGAUCAGACACUGAGUUGCCUACUUCUAAACUGUUAGUUGACAUGUUUAGUCAAUGUUUUCCAUUUUUUAGGAAAUUUUCAGUUGAUGAGCUACCAUCGCUUUCUCAGAUGAAAAACAUGGUUCUAACAUGGAGCAUUGUUCUUGUCCUCUGCUCUUCACGAGAGAGUUGCUUUCAUUUUGUUGAUAAUGGUGGAAUGGAGCAAAUUGUUGAUUUAUUCUGUUAUGGGGCACAAAAUUCUACAGCUAUCACAUUAAUAUUGCUCGGUAUUGUUGAACAUGCUACUCGGCAUGGCAUUGGAUGUGAUGGAUAUCUGGGAUGGUGGCCACGUGGUGAUGAGAAUGUUCCAGUUGGUAACAGUGAAGGUUAUUGUUAUUUACUGAAGCUGUUGCUGGGAAGGCAACGACAUGAUAUUGCCUCUCUUGUAACCUAUAUCCUACACCGUUUGCAUUUCUAUGAAACUGCCUCGAAAUUUGAGGCUGCAGUGCUAUGUGUAUUGGCUAAUCUAUCUUCUGAUUUCCAGAUUAGUACUGAUGGAAUUGAAUCACUUGUUGCUGCAAAUUCUAAGCUCAAGCAAAUUCUGAAAUUGAUUAAUAUGUUUGGACCAAUUGAAGAUUCUUCUCCUUUGGCUUUUGCACAAAGAUUAUCUAUUUCAAGCCAAUCAGAGGGUCUGUUGUCUUACAAAGCAACUGUCAACUAUAUUAGAACAUGCAAGUAUAGUUUUGCUAGAUGGGACGUCGACACAUAUUUGUUAUCUCUACUUAAGGAGAGAGGCUUUUUCCCUUUGUCAGUUGCUUUGUUGUCAUCUCCUGUACUACGGUCAGCAAGUGGGAGCACAGCAGACAUGUUUAUGGAAAUUGCCACAUCAAUUGAAUCCAUACUUCUCUCUCUCCUUUUUUAUCAUUCAGGCUUAUCGUUCUUACUUGUUCAACCUGAAGCAACUGAGCUCAUAAUUCUUUCUCUUCGAGAUGCUGAAGAUACAAGUAAGAAAGAAUGCAUGGCUCUUCGGCAGGCAGCUGUUUUUUUGUCAAAGGGAUUCUUCUGUCAUCCACAGGAAGUUGGGAUGAUUAUAGAGCUGCAUCUUAAAGUGGGGACUGCUAUUGCUCGCUUGCUUGCAACAACUCCUCAUUCUGACGAACUUUUAUGGGUACUUUGGGAGCUUUGUGGCAUUUCCAGGUCUCAUUCUGGUCGUCAAGCAUUGUUAACUCUGGGCCAUUUUCCAGAGGCAAUGUUGGUCCUUCUAGAUGCGUUGCGUUCUUUCAAAGAGAUAGAGCCAAGUGCUAUGAACAGUGGAACUUCUCCACUGAGUCUUGCCAUCUUCCAUUCAGCUGCAGAGAUUUUUGAAGUCAUGGUCACAGAUUCAACUGCAUCUUCUCUCAAUUCAUGGAUUGGGCAUGCUGUAGAACUUCAUAAGGCUUUACACUCUUCUUCUCCAGGAUCCAAUAAAAAGGAUGCUCCUACAAGAUUGUUGGAAUGGAUAGAUGCUGGCGUUGUUUAUCACAGAAAUGGGGCUAUUGGGCUUCUUAGAUAUGCUGCCGCCGUUUUAGCUUCUGGUGGAGAUGCUCAACCAACAAUUGAUGUCGAGAAUGUUGUUGGGGAUUCAACCAACAACUCUGAUUCUCAAGUUGUGGAUAAUCUUCUUGGAAAGUUUGUCACCGAUAAGUACUUUGAUGGAGUCACACUCUGCAGUACCUCUAUAGUUCAAUUGACAACAGCAUUUCGAAUUUUGGCAUUUAUUUCAGAAGAUACACCUGUGUCUGCCUCUCUUUUCGAAGAAGGUGCUGUGACUCUUGUUUACGUGGUACUUGUCAAUUGUAAAUUUAUGCUUGAGCGCUUGUCCAACAAUUAUGAUUACCUCGUUGAUGAAGGUGCAGAAUGUAACACUACGACUGAUUUGCUAUUGGAACGAAGUCAUGAACAGAGCUUAGUUGAUCUCAUGAUUCCUUCGCUUGUUUUACUAAUUAACCUUUUGAGAAUAUUAUAUGAAACAAAGGAGCAGUAUCGCAACAAAAAAUUGCUUAAUGCACUUCUACAACUGCAUCGAGAAGUAAGCCCAAAAUUAGCAGCUUGUGCAGUGGACUUGUCUUUCCCAUAUGCAAGCUCUGCACUUGGUUUUGGUGCCGUCUGCCAACUACUUACAUCAGCACUUGCAUGCUGGCCCAUAUUUGGUUGGACACCGGGUCUAUUUCAUUGUCUUCUUGAGAGUGCUCAGGCUAGUUCAUCAUUAGCCUUGGGUCCAAAGGAUGCCUGCAGCAUGCUCUGCCUACUGGGUGAUCUAUUUCCAGAGGAAGGUAUAUGGCUAUGGAAAUACGAGAUUCCCCCUUUAAGUGCUCUUAGAGUUUUGAGUAUUGGGUCGAUUUUAGGACCUCAAGCAGAGAGAGACAUCAACUGGUAUUUACAGCCAGAACACCUAGCAGUGCUACUCAUUCGGUUGACGCCACAACUUGACAGAAUUGCACAAGUUGUCCUGCAUUUUGCCUCUACUGCUUUGGUGGUCAUACAAGAUAUGCUUCGUGUUUUCAUAAUUCGUGUUGCCUGCCGAAGGACAGAAUGUGCAGUUGUCCUUCUACGACCAAUAGUUUUAUGGAUGGAUAAUCAUGUUAAUGAAACAUCCCUGUCUGACAUGGAUAUUUUCAAGAUGCUUCGGUUGCUUCAUUUUGUUGCUAAUCUGUUGGAGCAUCCUCAUGCCAAGGUAUUAUUAUUUAAGAUGGGGGCUGUCAGAAUUUUAGGAAAAGUACUAAAGAGAUUUAGCAGUGUGUUUAGCUCAGAUGGAAAGCUGAUUCUGGAAAGCAGUUAUAAAAGUGUCACAUUUUUUAGCUGGUGCCUUCCUGUAUUAAAGUCCUUGGCAUUGAUUUUUAAUUCCCAGUCGUCUAUAAAUGAAACAAGAGUACCUGAUAAGUAUUUAAAUGAAAAUAUUGCUAUUGAAGAAAAUUCCUUGAUUGUGCAUCAUGUCCUCAAGUUAUGUCAGGUUCUGCCAGUUGGAAAGGAAUUGUUAGCAUGUCUUGUGACUUUCAAGGAACUAACUUCCUGCAGUCACGGUAGAAGUGCUCUUGCUUCCCUCUUUUCACAAAUGCGAUCUUCUACACUUGAGCAAACAGAACGAGAUGAGAGAUAUGGUGAUAGUACCACUUCAACUGAGCAUGACUGGAGGUGGCCUCCCCCAUUCUUAAGUUGCUUCAAGAAGCUUUUGAGAUCCCUGGAAUCGAAGGACUGUACACUGACAUUUGUCAUUGAAAUAGCUCAUGCAUUGUCUUUGAGUGCUCUAUCUCUUUCUAGGGAUAAUGAUGCUUUGGAUGGAAUCUCGAUAUUGAAGUGCCUUUUUGGGCUUUUGAAUGAUGUGGGUGGUGCUGCAAUUUCUUCUGAUAAAAAGUCAAAUGAUGUGCUUGAUUUGAUACAAAAAUUAGAGCAGAGGAUUAGCGAGGAUGAGAAUUUAACUACUACAAUUGGGAAGAUCGAUUUGCAUCGGGUUAAGGAGUCUUUAGAUUCCAUGUUGUUUCUGCUGCAGAGCCCUACUGGUUCAUCAUCCAUGUCAGGAGGCACUGUUCUAAGCGAAGACAAUGAUGCUGCAUUAUCCCUUUCCAAUGUCUGGAAGUUAAAAGAAGAUGAAAAAGCUGGCAAUCAAGACUUGCUUGAAGGAUUUGCUGAGAAGUUUGUGUGGGAGUGUCCCGAUUCUUCUCUUGACAGACGAUUGGUGCCGGCUUUAUCUGCAAGGAGGAAACUGGCAUCAGUAGAGGGCUCUGGUAGAUGUGUACGGGACAAUACAGGUUCUGAAGCUAUUGGAUCAAAUGUGUUUUCUCGAGGGUUGAUUGCAACCAAUGUUGCUUCUGGCCCUACACGUAGAGACACCUUUCGUCAGAGGAAGCCUAACACAAGCAGACCACCUUCCAUGCAUGUUGAUGAUUAUGUUGCCAGAGAGAGAAAUAUUGAUGGUGCAAGUAGUGGAUCAAAUAUUGUUAGUUCUUCUCAGCGUGGGACAUCUACGAGUGGAAGGCCUCCAUCAAUUCAUGUGGAUGAGUUUAUGGCCAGGCAAAGGGAGCGCCAAAAUCCCAUGGGUGUUGCAGUUGGAGAUGCAUCACAAAUUAAGAAUAUGGCCCUUGGAAAUGACAAUGUUCCUGUUAAGUUGGAUAAACCUCAGCAGUUAAAGACUGAUCUUGAUGACGAUCAGGAGAUAGAUAUUGUCUUUGAUGAGGAAUCAGAAUCUGAUGAUAGACUGCCAUUUCCUCAACCUGACAAUAAUUUGCAGUCCCCUCUCAUCAUUGGGGAGAGUUCUCCAGGUUCAAUAGUUGAGGAGACUGAAGGAGAUGCAAAUGAAAAUUCUCGAUUUUCUCGAUUAGGCACAUCACCAGCAUCUGAAGAUGGAGGUUCACAUUCAGAUAUUCUUUUGAGACGGUAUAUUUCUCAGUCUGAAAUACCAGUGGCUCAACAAUUUUCUUCAGAGAAACACAUGAGAUUGACAGCAGCGGACAAGACAUCCUUCCACGAGCAAUCUGAGGAGUCAAAAUAUGUUUCUCCUGUUCCUCGAUCAAAGGGUUUUGAUGCACAGCCCUCAGCAAAUCUUACCAGUUUCCCUUCACACUUUGUUAGUGUUUGUUCUGGCUCAUCAUCUGUUCAACCGUUGCCACCAUCUAGUCUAUAUCAUAGGGACAGCCCACAGAAGACUGCUGACAGUUGUUCAACCGCUGGAUCUCAAGGGUACGGUGAACAGAAACUUCCCAAUAGCCAGCCACCUUUGCCUCCAAUGCCCCCUUCAGCUUUCUCUUCAGUGCUGUCUCAAACUGCUGAACCUGUGCAAGGUCACUCUUUGCCUUACAUAAACAUUGUCCGAGAUGUACAACCACCACUUCCUUCAGGAUAUCCACUGCAAGCAUUUGAUUUCAAUGGCCCUAAUACAGUUAGAGCUCUCAAUCUUCAGUCAGAGAAUUAUUUAUCCACUGGCAACUGUUCUUCUUCAAAUGCCCAGCCUGUUCUGGACCCAAAGCUCUCAUGGAAUUCGGUUUCAGGCAGUAGGUUACAUAUGGAGACUGUUAUUUCCACUACAUCUGCGCAUCCAAUGCCUCCGCUUCCCCCUCUGCCACCACCAUUUUCAACUCCAAUUACCCAUUCCCCGACAACUAUUUCUGGAUCGCAGGCUUCAUUGUAUAAUCAGGGAAGUGUUGCAGCCCAGUUCACUCCACCUUCGACUCCUAUAAAUGAUACCAGUUUAGGAAUUUUUUCUACACCAGGAGCAAGCAUAGCUUCUUACUCGUUACCGGCAUUUACAUCAACUUUGCUGAUAAGUAGGCCGGCUUCUGUACCUGGAACAUUGUUUAGUGCACCUACCCUGCAACAUGGACAGAACUCAUCGAUUCUUUCACAGCUUGUCCCUAGUUCUCAGACUAGUGUUCAAUCAAUGCAACCCCGACCACCACCACCACCUCCUCCCCAGCUACCACGUCUUCAGCUUCAGCACAUGGGACCUCCGUUACAGGUUUCACAACCACAUUCUGAACAAGUUAUGCCAAUUCAACAAAGCUCUAUCCAAGUACAGGUUAAUCCCUUGCAGAUUCCACAGCACCUCCCUAUUCCCCAGUUACAAUUUUAUUAUGAAACCCAACAGCAGGAGUCCCUUUUGCAACCUCUGCAGCCAAUGCUCGAGCAAGCUCAACUGCAAAAUCAAAAUCUUCAAGUAGAUAGUGUACCUCAGCAGCAGAAAGAGUCAGUAAUGACUUUGCAGCAGUACUUUUCUUCACCUGAAGCCAUUCAGACUCUCUUAAGUGAUCGGGAUAAGCUAUGUCAACUUUUGGAACAGCAUCCAAAAUUAAUGCAGAUGCUUCAGGAGCGUUUGGGCCAGCAAUAGUUGCCGGACGAAUAGCUGUAGGAAUUAUCAAAUCUUCGUACUUGGAUGUAAGAAAUUUUGAUGUUGAUAACUUCUCGCGACCACCAUUACAGGCCAAUUUUGCUGCCUCGGUUGGUAGGGGUCAAUCCGCAAAAGAGAAGACAUCACCGCAUAUUGAAGCUUUGCAAGCAGUUGCUCCUCAUUCCACCUUAUGUCUCAUUUGUGCAUUAGUGUCUGUAUAAUAUCUGAAUAAUGUAUUAAUCAAAAUGUUUUUUCCCUACUCUUGGUUGGAAUUUCCUUUGGUCAAGUUUUAAGAUUGAUUAUGUUUAUACCAGGGUUAUGUGGUUUUCUUGAGGAGUUUGAGAAUUCAUUUCAGAACAAUUGUCAGCUAAAUUGGCCCAGUUUUGUGUAUGGAGGGGAUUUUCGUUACAAGUAGGUGCUAUCCUAGUGAGGGUUAAAUUUGUGUAGGUUUAGUUGGAAUGAUCUCUUUGUGCAAGGAACAAUUGCUGUUUUCCCUGAUAAUGAAUAUAGUUUUGUUGUUAUUUUGUUUGGACA